UCACACUACAUUAUCUUCGACUCCAAUCCGAAACAUACAAAGCGCAAACCUUGAUCCCUUUAACAAGUAAAUGCGAGGCUGCUACUCGUAGCCAGCGUCGGUGCAGCCUUUACGCUAUUGCAAAGUGCUCCAGCACAGAUACGUAGUGACGACUUCCAUCAUAAGGCUAUCAGUGUCUAGGUACAAUUUGAUCCGUCAGAAUUUUCUCGGAAAACGUCUCUCUAACAUUUAGUCCUCUUCUUUCGAUAAUGCACUUUCACUUCGCCUGUCUUAGAAUCCUGAUAGCCCAAUACGACUAGUCCAGAACCAACGCUUGGACAAACCAACGGUUCCACACUCUUUGACCACACUCUUUCAAUAUCGGCAUUUACUUUCAAUGUCCCGUAAUACGUCCGCCUCUCAACGGGUAUCUACCCCACUGCUUGAUACCCCAAUGGCGCUUGUACGUCAUGGUCGCUCCCCAUAUCUACCGGCUGCAAAGGAAGAGAUUCCUCGACCAUCCAGAGCCACGGACACUAGACCUAGAAGUCCAUCCAAAGUCGAUCAGGUUUCCAAAGGCUCACGGUCUACAAUCAGCCUGCCUCUUCGCCCGGCGCAACGACAACAGAAGCGCCCUGGAGAUGCGACAAUCGAUGAUCAUAACCACGAAAUGAAACGUCCUCGAAUGACCCGCGACGCAGCCCAAGAGCGACCAAAGAAUCCCGAACUAGACCGUCGCAUCUUCAGCAGCUCCCAGAGAAUCGAUGCAAGAGCGUAUAUAUCUAGAGGAGAGAUUCGGCAACAGCCAGAUUAUCUGGAUCACGAUCAGCGAAGGUCCCACAAGCAUGUGCGGUUCACAGAUGCCCCCCAACCCGAAAGGCGCCUACAAACACGCCGUCCAUAUCUGGCCGAGUUUGAAGGUGAGAGGUCAAGAGCAAGUCCGGAUCCGCAGACUGGCGCCAAGCACAAGGAAAAGGUAGAAGAUAUCCGAGAACGCAUCGAUUUCCCCGGUUUCGGGUACAACGAAGAGUUGAAGACACCAGAGGAGAGGCUCAUGAAGUAUCGCGCGGAUGUACAAAUAUCGCAGUUGCAUCAGAAGCGCUACAAACUCAUAGCUGAACGUUACGCUGCAGAAGAAGCCGAGCUGUGGUUCCAGAGCAGAAUGAUAGCCGCCCAACUCAUGGUGGACGUUGAAGUCUCGACAGAGGGCGAAUAUCGGAGCUGCUGCAGCUGAUGCAAAGGCGAAUCUUCGUUGAAACAGCAUGGGAUGCCUGGAUCUAUAUUGAAGAUGGUUUGAUUGGCCCUAGAAUCGACCCGAUGAGGUUCAUGA
Messenger RNA from Alternaria alternata, 1309 nucleotides. RefSeq lists its product as hypothetical. Lineage: Eukaryota; Fungi; Ascomycota; Dothideomycetes; Pleosporales; Pleosporaceae. The coding region runs from base 377 to 1213 and encodes 278 amino acids. The transcript has a single exon. The record is from RefSeq and is a predicted model, not a curated record.